Scheffersomyces amazonensis is the source of this 646-nucleotide messenger RNA. RefSeq lists its product as uncharacterized. Bases 116 to 646 code for a protein of 176 amino acids. The transcript has 3 exons. The record is from RefSeq and is a predicted model, not a curated record. NCBI's taxonomy places the organism in Eukaryota, Fungi, Ascomycota, Pichiomycetes, Serinales, Debaryomycetaceae.
UUAAGAUUGAACUUUUUUUGGUGAGGUUCCUGAGAGAGGAACGGCAGCGGCUAUAUUUUGAAAUUUCAACUACUCUACUCUUCUCUUCUAAAACACGUUAAAGAUUAACAACAAAAUGAAUAUUUUCAGUCUGAUCAAGAAAGUGGUUAAGGAAUCAAUCCCAGGAUUCUUAUACAUCGUUGGUUUAGCUGCAAGCCAAAUUUCUGAUUCUUUUCAAGUUAUUUUCCCUAACAAGGUGUGGGAGAGGGUCAAUAAAAUACUAUUGAUUAUAUGUGGAUUCUUAGGUAUCGGAGCUUAUUUCAUUGAAAAACGUCAAAAUCCAAAUGAUUUAAAUGAUCUCAGACAACAUUUUAAUGUUGCUAAUGAAAAUUCCGUUAUAUCCAAAGUGACACGUUAUGAUCCCUAUUUGAGUGAAACAAAUCAACGCUCAUUGAUUAAUAAAGUGGAUGGAUUAGAAAGAGAUGUUACUAAUUUAAAGAGUUCGAGCUCAACAAUAAAUAAUCCAGCUUAUGAACAUGAAUUAGUUUAUGGUGAUUUAGAUGAUUUAGAAGAUCAAGAAAUUGCUGUUAAUAUUGAAGAAUUAGUUGAAGAAGGUUUCUCUUUCUUUGUUGGUUGGCCUAAAUUGGCUAAUCAAGCUUUAGGUUGA